Messenger RNA from Diorhabda sublineata, 1486 nucleotides. RefSeq names its product facilitated trehalose transporter Tret1-like. Gene Ontology annotation, molecular function: transmembrane transporter activity. NCBI's taxonomy places the organism in Eukaryota, Metazoa, Arthropoda, Insecta, Coleoptera, Chrysomelidae. The coding region runs from base 62 to 1435 and encodes 457 amino acids. The record is from RefSeq and is a predicted model, not a curated record. The transcript has 3 exons. Gene Ontology annotation, biological process: transmembrane transport. Gene Ontology annotation, cellular component: membrane.
ACUGUUUUUAGUACCUCGAUCGCGUAAAUAACUUCAUAAAAAUAAAAAACAAGUCUCAAGCAUGGCCUCAAGGCGUAGCCAGCAUAAUACAUUUUAUCAAUAUCUUGCUAGUUUAACUGCUGUAAUAUCGCUAUUCAUAAAUGGAAUGCAUUAUGGUUGGUGCUAUAUCUCAUUUCGUACUUUAUUGUCCAAAUCAUCUCCUAUUCACGUUGGAAAAACUGGAUCAAAAUGGUUAAGAAGGGCACCUACAUUUGGUCUCUUAGGAGGAUCUCUAUCGAUGGCUAUAAUAAUCGAUAUUAUUGGUAAACAUAAAAUCAUUCUUCUAUCAGCAGUGCCCCAUCUUAUUUCUUGGAUAAUGAUAUAUCUUGCAACAAACUAUGUAACACUUCUAAUAGCAAGACUAAUAGCAGGAUUUGCAAUUGGUUGGAGCUUCUGCGCAGUUCCUUUAUAUAUUGGGGAAAUAUCGGAACCUAGAAUAAGAGGUUUACUUUUAUCCUUAAUACCUUUGUCAUGGAUUCUAGGAUCAUUCGUGAUAAAUAUAAUUGGUACCUACUGUAAUAUCAAAAUUACAGCAGCAAUAUCAUGCGUGUUUCCCAUUAUUUCGAUAAUGGCUUUCGCUUCCAUGCCGGAAUCACCUUAUUUUCUCGUUAUGAGAGGAAAGAAUAAGGCCGCCAAAAAAGUUUUGCAAAUUUUAUCCGGAAAAAAAGAUGUGGAGAAAGAUAUUUUGCGCAUAGAAGAAGGCUUCGAAGAGAACAACUCGACACAGAAAAAUCCGUUGGAUUUAUUUCGUAAAUCCAAUAACAGAAAAGGGAUAAUCAUAAUAUUGUGUCUGAAAGCUUUCCAAGAAUUCAGUGGUGACACAGCAAUUUAUGAAUAUAGUCAAUACAUUUUCAAGGAAGCAAAAAUUGACAUUUCUGAAGAAAAAGCCACCUUCAUAUUUUUGGUUAUUGAAGUAGUAGUUACAGGAAUAUCAGCUUUAUUAAUAGACACAUCAGGUCGAAGACGUUUAUUAAUUGUCUCAAGUCUUGGGUCAGCAUUAAGUAUACUAACAGAAGGAAUAUAUUUUUAUCUUAAAUUCAAUACCAACAUCGAUCUAAGUAAUUACAAUAUCAUUCCACUAAUUGCUCUUGUAACUUUUGUGAUAUGUUUCUGCGCAGGACUAAGAGGAAUACAUUUUGUAUUACUUGGCGAGUUGUUUACGCAGACAGUUAAGGCUCCAGCGGUGUGUGUAGCUUAUCUAUCAGAUGAAAUUUUAAUUAUCAUUGUGUCCAAAUUUUUACAGCUUUUUGAAAGCAGAUUGGAAAUGCAUAUUCCGUUUAUAACUUUUGGAGUUUUUACAUGUAUCGGUAUGGUCUUCAUCAUACUAUACGUUCCUGAGACAAAACGAAAAACUCUGGAGGAAAUUCAGUAUUCUCUUAAGGCUAAAAAUAAUUGAAUUUCAGAUAAUAGAUAAACUGCAAAUUUGUAAAUAUAAACUUUACAUACG